Molecule: messenger RNA, 1105 nt
Organism: Oncorhynchus nerka (sockeye salmon)
Lineage: Eukaryota; Metazoa; Chordata; Actinopteri; Salmoniformes; Salmonidae
Product: protein IWS1 homolog
Exons: 4
Coding region: 1-843 (280 amino acids)
Source: RefSeq, a predicted model, not a curated record
AUGAGUUUAGGUAACAGUGACACAGGUCCAUGUGUCAGCAUUGGGAACAUAAAGGGAAAUGACGUGUGGAAUGAGUUUAGCACCAACGAAGCACCAACGAAGAGAGACCAGCUCUCCGCCCAGAGAGACCAGCCCAGAGAGACCAGAUCUCCACCCAGAGAGACCAGAUCUCCGCCCAGAGACCAGAUCUCCGCCCAGAGAGACCAGAUCUCCGCCCAGAGAGACCAGAACGCCGCCCAGAGAGACCAGAACGCCGCCCAGAGAGACCAGAACUCCGCCCAGAGAGACCAGAACUCCGCCCAGAGAGACCAGAACUCCGCCCAGGGAUACCAGAACUCCGCCCAGAGAGACCAGAACUCCGCCCAGGGAGACCAGCUCUCUGCCCAGAGAGACCAGAACUACGCCCAGAGAGACCAGAACUACGCCCAGAGAGACCAGACCUCCGCCCAGAGAGACCAGACCUCCGCCCAGAGAGACCAGACCUCCGUCCAGAGAGACCAGAUCUCCGUCCACAGAGACCAGAUCUCCCCCCAGAGAUACCAGAACUCCGCCCAGAGAAACCAGAACUCCGCCCAGAGACACCCGAACUCCGCCCAGAGAGACCCGAACUCCGCCCAGAGAGACCAGAACUCCGCCCAGAGAGACCAGAACUCCGCCCAGAGAGACCAGAUCUCCGCCCAGAGAGACCAGAUCUCCGCCCAGAGAGACCAGAUCUCCGCCCAGAGAGACCAGAACUCCGCCCAGAGAGACCAGAACUCCGCCCAGAGAGACCAGAACUCCGCCCAGAGAGACCAGAACUCCGCCCAGAGAGACCAGAACUAUGCCCAGAGAGACCAGAACUAACAAAUGCUAAAUGCUAACUGCUACCACAAACUAUGCGAUGAAAAGUAUACACUGUAGGCUGGGAUCAGAGGUUUUAAAGACAGCUGGAUAGCUGACAGCACCGGGUCGUUGGUCGUGGCCGCAGCGAGAUAGGCCUUGGGUGGAGGCGAUGGAGAUGUCCGCGGCAAAUAGAGAUAUUACCUCUUUUCCUGACAAAGGGAUGCCAUCGUCUGGGCGUUACAGCGAUGAGCCGAGCCCAUUUGAAGCCAGUUGGAAAUGGGCC